GUUUUCGUUUGUGAUCAAAUCGAGUGAUUUUUAGUUUGGAUUCAAAUUUACAAAAGCUUUUCACUAGAAAAGUAAGUGAAAACCUUUGAUUUAGCCAACCCAAUUAACCAUGUCGGCUUCGUCAGCACCGGUGAAUGCGGUGGACCUGCUCCAGCAGGCGCUCCAAUCCAACAUCAUUCCCAAUCAGGAGUUCUUGUUGCAGGGUUCGAUUCUUGAUUCCGCUGCCGAGCAUUUGUUGCACCGGUUACGAGGUCUAUGCGAUAACGUUGAUACGGGACCGGAAACGUUCUCCGAUUAUGAGAUGUGUCUGAGCUUGAAAAUGCCCAAUGAAAAGACCCCAGUGAUAACUUUGCGAGUGCGCAAAGCCCAGGAUGUCGAUGCCCCAUUUCAGCUGCGCUACAUCGGCCAACCGGAGCUGGGAGACCGAACACGACCCACUCUGGUCCGGAGCAGCCUCGAUAUCGCCUGCACUCCCCACGUGGUUGAAUUCCUCACGGAGAUGGGCUUCCGAGUGGAUUUUGAAUAUGUCACAAAAGGAUACAUGUUCCGCAAGGGUCGCAUGAAAGUGACGGUGUCGAAAAUCUUCAAAGUCAACAGCUCGGAACCGAUCUCGCAGAGCUACCUGGUCGAGCUAUCGGUGCUAGCUCCCACUGGCCAGGACGCCAUCGCCGAAGACAUGAGGAUCUUUGCCGAGCAGCUCAAGCCGCUGGUUCAGCUAGACAAGAUCGACUAUAAACGGUUCGCACAGAUGCCCUAGUUAGUGAGUUGUUUUUUUCCUUUCUUUCUUUUCUCGUUUCGGUGGUUAUUUUUGCUCGCCGUUUUUUUUAUUAACCACCUCACUCGAGCUAAAUGAUGAUAACCGACUUAAAAUAAGCUCAGUUAGAUAAUAAAAAAAAAUACAUCUCUCGAUUCUAAGAACGCAAACAAAAUAUAAUUGUACACUAAUCGGAA
This is a messenger RNA of Uranotaenia lowii, 951 nucleotides long. RefSeq names its product mediator of RNA polymerase II transcription subunit 18 (gene MED18). The record is from RefSeq and is a predicted model, not a curated record. NCBI's taxonomy places the organism in Eukaryota, Metazoa, Arthropoda, Insecta, Diptera, Culicidae. Gene Ontology annotation, biological process: termination of RNA polymerase II transcription; regulation of transcription by RNA polymerase II. The coding region runs from base 110 to 757 and encodes 215 amino acids. Gene Ontology annotation, cellular component: mediator complex; core mediator complex. The transcript is spliced from 4 exons. Gene Ontology annotation, molecular function: transcription coregulator activity.